Taeniopygia guttata (zebra finch) is the source of this 3836-nucleotide messenger RNA. NCBI's taxonomy places the organism in Eukaryota, Metazoa, Chordata, Aves, Passeriformes, Estrildidae. The record is from RefSeq and is a predicted model, not a curated record.
CCCGAUGGUGAUCCCCUCAAGGACCAAAGUAGAGAUCGGCUGGAGAAAAGGCGGUGCAGGGGGUCACCGCUGCACGGGAAAAUUGUCUCCGUGGCAAAUAUCCCGUCCCCGCGAGCUGCCCGUGGGCAGAGCGGGCAGCGCUCGGCAGCGCUCGGCAGCGCUCGGUGCGUGCAGUGCCGGGAGGAGGCUGCGGGCGCCGCUGUUGACCGAGAGGAGCGAGCGGGAGCUCGGAGCGCUGCAGCCCCGCCCGCUGCGGAUCCGCUCGAUCACUCGCUGGCCGGAUUCGUGGCCCGGCGGGAGGACGGUCUGUGAUCAUCCCCGCGGUACGGAACCGUUCUGCAGCGAGCGGAGGGACUGCGGCGGCGGAGCGGCCGGGAGCGGCGAGCUGGGGAAGGACAGUGAGGCAGAUCGGCGGUCGGCGGUGGGGCGCUGCUCGGGGUGUUGCGGUGCCGCAGCGGAGAUGUGCGCGGCGGGGAGGCGCUGGGGCCGGCGGCAGCGAGCUCUGCUCUGGGCCGUGCUGCUGGCAGCGUGGGAGGCGGCGUGGGGGCAGCUGCGCUACUCCGUGCCCGAGGAGAUGCCCAAGGGCUCGUUCGUGGGGGACGUGGCCAAGGACCUGGGGCUGCAGCUGUUGGAGAUCAACGACCGCGGCGUUCGCGUUGUCUCCGAGGGAAGAACACAGUAUUUCGCUUUACAGGAGAAGACAGGACAUUUAGUGACAGCGCAAAAGUUCGACAGAGAGCAUCUGUGUGAGAGUGUGCAGCAAUGCGUGCUGCGCUGUGAGCUGAUAGUGGAGGGGGAAAUGAAUUUCUAUGGAAUAGAAGUAGAAAUUGCCGAUAUUAACGACAACGCACCCAGCUUUCAAGAGGCAGAAACAGAGCUGAGAAUGAGCGAGAUGACAGCCCCGGGGUCCCGGUUUCCACUGACAGAGGCUCAUGACCCUGACUUGGCCCGGAAUUCCCUGCAGAGCUACGAGCUGAGCGGCGACGAGCACUUCUCGCUGGCCGUGCAGGCGGGCCCCGGCGGCGAUCAGCGUCCCGAGCUGGUGCUGGCGAAGGCGCUGGACCGGGAGGAGGCGGCGUUUCACGAGCUGGUGCUGAGGGCGAUGGACGGCGGCGAUCCGGCACGGACGGGCACGGCUCGGAUCCGUGUAACCGUGGUGGACGUGAACGACAACGCGCCCGUGUUCAGCCAGGCGGAGUACACGGUGCGUGUGCCCGAGGACGUGCCCGUGGGCUCCGUCCUCCUCACUGUCACGGCUACAGACGCCGACGAGGGUCAGAACGGGCAGGUAAAAUACUCUUUUAAGAGAAAAAAGACAUCGUCCCAGAUAUUUCACCUGGACUCUGAGACUGGAGCAAUCACUCUGGGGCGAAGCCUGGACUUCGAGGAACGUGAUGCCUACGAGUUGGACCUGCAGGCAUAUGAUGGUGGGGCUCUUUACAAUACGGCGAAAGUCGUGAUCACUGUGACAGACGUCAACGACAACGCACCUGAGAUUUCCGUGCGGUCGGCACUAAGCGAGAUCUCGGAAGACGCCCCCUCGGGAACUGCCGUGGCCCUUUUGUACGUGCAGGACCGGGACUCGGGGGCGAACGGUGACGUGCGGUGCUCCCUCGACAUGGACAUCCCAUUCCGGCUUCAAAGCUCGCAGGCCAAUUAUUACAGUGUGGUGACGACGAGAGAGUUGGACCGGGAGCAGGUGUCGGAGUACAACGUGACGGUGCGGGCUGCCGACGGCGGGUCGCCGCCUCUGCAGAGCAGCGCGGUGCUGGCGCUGCGGGUGCUGGACGUGAACGACAACGCGCCGGUGUUCGCGGAGGAGCGCUACAGCGCGCGGCUGUCGGAGAACAACGCGGCGGGCGCGCUGGUGCUGAGGGUGCGCGCCACGGACGCGGACUGGGGGCAGAACGCGCGCGUGCGGUACCGGCUGGCGGAGGGGCGGGUGCGGGGCGCGGCGCUGUCGUCGUACGUGUCGGUGCAGGCGGAGACGGGCGCGCUGUACGCGCUGCGCUCCUUCGACUACGAGCAGCUGCGCGAGCUGCAGCUGUGGGUGCGUGCGGAGGACGGCGGCGCGCCGGCGCUGGGCAGCAACGUGUCGGUGCGGCUGCAGAUCGUGGACGAGAACGACAACGCGCCGCAGGUGCUGUACCCGCCGCCGGCUUUAGCGGCGGGCUCGGGCGCUGCGUGGUCGGGCGUGGAGCUGGCGCCGCGCUGGUCGGAGGCCGGCGCGCUGGUGGCCAAGGUGGUGGCGGUGGACGCGGACGCGGGGCAGAACGCGUGGCUGUCGUACGAGCUGGCCAAAGCCACGGAGCCGGGGCUGUUCCGCGUGGGGCUGCACAGCGGCGAGGUGCGCACGGCGCGCUCGCCGCUGGCCCGCGACGCGGCGCGCCAGAGCCUGGUGGUGCUGGUGAAGGACCACGGGCGGCCGGCGCUGUCGGCCACGGCCACGCUGAGCGUGGUGCUGGCCGAGAGCGUGGCCGAGCUGCUGGCCGAGCUGGGCAGCGCGGCCGCCGAGGCGGCGGCGCCGGGCGAGCCGGCCGCCAGCCUGACGCGCUGGCUCGUGCUGGCCGUGGCCGCCGUGUCGUGCCUCUUCGUGGCCUUCCUGCUGCUGCUGCUGGCGCUGCGCCUGCGCCGCUGGCGCCGCCAGCAGCUGCUGCCGGCGGACAGCGGCGCCCUGCGCGGCGUGCCCGUGUCGCACUUCGUGGGCAUCGACGGCGUGCGCGCCUUCCUCCAGUCCUACUCGCACGAGGUGUCGCUCACGGCCGACUCGCGCAAGAGCCAGCUGCGCUUCUCGGCCGGCAGCUGCUGCGACACCCUCCCGGCCCGGCCGCCGCCCGACGAGCCCGCGCCGCUGCUCGGCGACGAGGAUCCUGCCGGCGCUCGUCCCGUGGAUUCCGCCUCUGGCCCGGUGAGUUCCCCAUACCAGUUUUUCUCCAUUGUUCUUUAUUCUGUUGCUACUCUACUCAUUUCCGGCGUUUUCUGUGUCCUUCAGAUUGAUGUUUGCUGACAAGGAUGGAAAAGUAUCUUUUAGGGACGUGCUGAUUGCGGGGCUUCCUGCUGCACCAUGAUGGACAUGGGCUGGGUCCGAGCUUUUCAGCUUGUGAGGGUUGCAUGAUAAGGGAGCUGCUCUUGGCUGCAGGGCUUUUUUUAUGAAGCUGUUUCUGUAUCAUAUGAUCCUCACUUCCUCAGUAUCUUUUGAUGGAUAUGUAGUGUUUAAUCUCCUUCCUGCUUCUUCUGUGAGAUAUAUUUGGCAGACAAAUAUUUCUUUCCUCUUAGUACAGAGUUAUAAGGAUAGCUGUUUGAAGGCCAUAGGUUAUCUGGUGCAUAUUGAAGGGAAAUGGUCUGAAUAGCAGCCUUUUGAUGGAAGCUGCUUUCCAAGUAUCAAGGUCAAGAAACAAUAUGCAGGAUUUUAGAGGCAGGAGAUGCAAAUACUGGGCUCUGUGUGUGAAUGACUGCUAAUGGAUACAAGGUUUCAGUGUCCAUCUGUAGUAUAAUGUAAUGCAAUUUGCUCCUUCCCAAUAUGUUUGUCUUAACAGAUAUUACUGCAGUUCUAUUGAGACCCGUUGGGUAUUUACAGGUUAAUGUGUUUAAUUAAUAGCCUUAUAUAUUCCAAUCUGAAAUGUCACAAUGGGAGCUUUGCAAUAAGGAAAUUCAUUACAUCCAUAAUUUUAAUAUUUAUAUUAUGUAUUUCCUCCAAGAGUCGUAAUCCAGAGGAGCGUGAUCCCUUCGUUUCUGCAGAUGUUAUCUUAUUGUCCUAUUCUUUGUAUUGAUCUCAAGCUGCGCCUUUGUAUCUGGUAGUAUCUGGUCACUGCUCUUACAUUUGCUUGGGUGUCCCC